AUGGGCACCCUGAGAGCCAUGCGUAGCUCGCCCACUGCGGUUGCCGGGCGACUGGAGGAGCUGAGAUUUUCGCUGGAGGCUUUUCGGAGGAGGUCAAACCAGUCGCGCUACGCGAGAAGCGACGCUAAAGAAAGUGCGAAGACGGCUACUGUUGCUGCGGAUGUUUCUUCUUCCGACUCUCUGCGUGUCCUUUGCCUCCAUGGCUACCUCCAAAAUGGUGACGUGUUCAAACAGAAGACCGGUUCACUUCGUCGCGUGCUAAAGGGUUGCGAGUUCACCUUUUUGGAUGCCCCCCACAUCGCAGAACCUUUUCCGGAUUCUAACCCUGACAUGGACGAUGCUAGCAGUGCUGGAGGCGUCGGAGGUCGAGGUUGGUGGACCUCUGGGGAGAAUCAACAGCGCAAGGAGGGCGAGGCAUGGGUUCGUCCGGCGCAGUCGUUUGCUUGUGCUGGAUUUGAUGAAGGCGUCGCACAUGCCAGAAGCUCCUGUGCAGAUAUCGCUCAGGAUGGACACGGCUUUGAUGGAGUUUUGGCUUUUUCCCAGGGUUGUGCAGUGGCCUCGAUGCUGCUCCGUGAAGCUCAGCAGGACAAGGGCCAUCCGUUGGCCAAUGUGAAAUUCGCGAUUUUGGUGGGGGGCUUCAUCCCUCGCGAUACCACCAUUGCGUCGAGAUUGCGAGGCGAAAAUGGAAUAGAUUCAGCUCCGUUGGAGGUUCAUUCUCUGCUUGUGUCAGGUGAGAAUGACCUGCUAGUACCGAGACUGCGGAGUGAAGCGCUUGCGGCCUUGUACGCCCCAUUGAAAUUGGGGUGGUUUGAUCAUCCUGGACGUCAUGGCCUUCCCAAUGCGACUGGAACCUUCAAGCAGGAGUUGCAGAUUCCACAAAGUGAAGUGACCUAUGCUCCAGACCAGGCUGAAGCAGAGCAAGGCCAAGUCAUCCUGGAAGAAAAGAAUAAGAAACGUGUUCGAUAUUGGUGGGAAGAGGGCUAUGUGCCAGGAAACGAAAAGGACUCAGAUGAUGAAAAGAGUGAAAGCGGCAGUGAAACGAAGGCGACGGAGUGUGAGAAGCAGCCGGACAUCAAUGCUUUGCCCAGUGUUGAUGGUGAGGACAGUGACUACGAGGUCGUAGUGCCAGGUGAUGCCAAGGGUGGCCGCUUGGUUCGCUGGGGUGGGCUUCAUGGACGCCUGUGUUUGGCGGAUGGUGAUUUGGCAUUGGAGGAUGGUGAAUGCGAAAGCGACAAAUCGCAAAAAGCGCUUGCUCCACUUCAAGACUACUUGGAUGAACUGUUGAUACCAACAGGCGAACCUACGGAGGUUCAGGCACAAACUGGAGCUGAAAGCUUGCCCGCUCUCGAAAAUAUGCCUCCUGCUGCAGCCGAAACCAUGGCGAUAGUUCUGUAUCAGACGCCAGCAUCGCGGGUGAAGCCAUGGAGCUUUUGCACCAUCACCGAUAGCAUGUCCUCGAAAGUGGAUCAAGCGGAGGUGCAGCAAGUCUUUGCGAUCGAGGAUGCCAAGCGCAACAAUCGUCUUUAUUCUGAAGAGAUGCAAGCCCUUUCGCAAGUGGCCAUUGGCAACUACUUCCUUCGCCAACAGCAGGGCUUUGAGGUCGUGCAGAAGGCGAAGGAGGACGAAGCCAUACGUCGCAGGCAAGUCAAAGAAGGAUCAAAGGAGAGGCUUCCCGGCACCAAGCAGCCCCUGGCAGUGAGCCAGGCCUGGCAAGAGCAUCAGCAGGUGGAAGCGGCAUCCUUUCAGAAGCCACGGAAGACCUUGCUGCCUGGAAGCCUUGCAGGGGGCUCAUCCUCAAGUUCCUCACGGAUGCCCAAGGAAACCAUGCGGAAAGAGCCUGGUCCAAAACCUGGACGUCAGAAAGAGGUUCAUCAGGAUGCGUUUGAUGACUCGGACUUUGAGCCCAAGUUCAAAAUUCCUGAGAUGCCGCUGUCCAGAAGAUGCUACAGACCCAGCCAUUUUGACGAAGCUUCAUAG
Molecule: messenger RNA, 1977 nt
Organism: Cladocopium goreaui
Lineage: Eukaryota; Dinophyceae; Suessiales; Symbiodiniaceae
Source: the annotation of a GenBank genome assembly